This is a messenger RNA of Aspergillus chevalieri, 2076 nucleotides long. RefSeq lists its product as uncharacterized. The coding region runs from base 1 to 2076 and encodes 691 amino acids. The transcript is spliced from 9 exons. The record is from RefSeq and is a predicted model, not a curated record. Gene Ontology annotation, biological process: DNA repair. Lineage: Eukaryota; Fungi; Ascomycota; Eurotiomycetes; Eurotiales; Aspergillaceae.
AUGAAUAGAACCGUUUAUAUAGACAUGGCAAGACCAGUUAGGAAGCCUCGCAGUCCAUCUGGUCCAUCCGGGCCUGUGAGAGCGGGUCGUAUAACUAGAGCCCGAAAAACUACUCCGGUCUCACCUAUCAAGAUCCAAGCAGCAAAGACAGUUGUUGACCUUGAUUCUGCUCCACCGGUCGACGGAGAGCCACCAGCUUGGGCAGAGACUCGCCCCGAGCUAUGCGACGCUCUUCCUUGGUUCCGGUCUGUCCAAGGUGGAGUAUAUCAUAAUGGCGGUUUUUGCUGGGGCUUUCUCGUGGAUGCAGACUGCGGUAUACGUUCUUAUAUUGGUGACGAGGUCAUCAUUACUCGAGUCGGUGGUGGCUGCACCAAAGAUGCGGACGGAAACUUGGUCCUCCUCAGAGACCAAGACGAAAGUUGCUUCAUGACCAGCAUUAUAAAUAGCAAGGAACAUAAUGUUCCAGUCGGUAUAAUUAUAGGUAACCGCAACGUACUUCUGGGAAGAAAGCUUCCCCAUCGAUACAACGUGAUGGCCUACUUCCGCGUCACGGAUAUCUGGUUUGAGAGAAUCGGUGGAAAAGCUGGAGGGAAGGUCCGCUUCGAAAAAAUUGACCUUGAGAACAAGAGUUGGUGGGCAGAGAAGGAUUCCCCUCCACCAUCGCCUAUUGAGAAGCGGGGACCUGAUCUCAAGCCUGAGAAAUUGCAGUGCCCAGAAUGCUCCCAAUUGAGCACCCGGAUCUACAAUGAAGGUUGGAUGUGCCUUCAGCCAUCCUGUAAGUCCUUCUGGGCCAUGGAAGACUCAGCUUCCCCAGCGUGCCUCACCUUCCACCCGGAUUUCCUGAAUUAUCGUGCCGCUCCGGACCCAAGUUUACAACCACACUACAGCUUGGUCCCUAAUUUACUGUCUACCAUACAUGAGCAUGAAUUUGGCACCAGCCUCUCACGAAUUGCUUGGAGAGGCAUCGUAUGCCCUCAAUGCUCAAAGUGCAUAUCACGCAGAUUCUGGAGAGGCUGGAGAUGCACAGAUAAUGUUACGACUGGGCCAGACUGCAAUGCUUGUUCGUUCGAGAAAAUGAUGAAUAUCCAACCCAUCCCUUUACGCUCAGUUAUAGAUGAUUUCGAGCUGGGUCCGAUCAAACGAACCCUUUUCUUCGAUCCCAAGUUUACGAUUCCGGAAAUCGACGAUUCAUCACUAUAUCCGUAUCGAAAGCUCACAUAUCGCAUACCGGGUGUAGGCUCUCUCACCCAUUUUGUCUCGAACAAGGCCAUCAAUAGCCGUCAAAACGGGCCCAACGAUCUCUUUCAGCAGCUUCAGAUUUCUGACCUGGGGCUUCGACGAUAUCCACUGCAGCAGAGCGUCGUUCCUGGAACGCUUACUGCGCAUUUUGCUGUUAACUUUGGAAUGCCAUAUAAAUACGUGGUUUCCGUGGACUCUAAAGGGUUUAGUGAAGCACCUGAUGAGAUCUUACGAGCGCUGGGCCGUUUGAGCUGGGCAACUGAGAAAUCGGUUGUGGAUGCAGGAGAUCCGUUUCUCCCACCGAACGAACUGCUUAUGCUAGGUUAUUUUGAAGACAUGAGAAUCGGGUAUCAUGAUGACGGGGAAUCAUCAUUGGGACCUACCAUCGCAACGCUUUCAUUGGGCGCAGCAGCAACUAUGUAUAUUCGGAUGAAGUACAAAUACUAUCAUGGAUUCAGCAAAGUGAGAAAGCUUCUCGACGAUGACCCCGUUUUGCAGGGUUGCCGGUUUGAGAGUGAACGAAGCACACUGAAGGAGCAAUUCAAAACCGGUGAAAUUACGAAGGACGCCUACGAUGCCUUGCGUCGAGAGGUCCUAUUCAAACACGGCAGGAACGGAGAAGCGCCUCCGAUUAUCAAGAUGGUGUUGAAUCAUGGCGAUUUGGUCGUGAUGCAUGGAGAGAAGCUCCAGAAGUACUACGAGCAUUCGGUGGUUCCCGACAAGAAACUGCGAUUUGCAUUGACAGCACGAUAUAUCAAGCCCGGUCACGUCGACGAGCGAGAAUUGAAGAAGGGAGAAUUCAUGCUUUCACCUGACCAAGUCUAUGACGGAAAAUAA